This is a messenger RNA of Macadamia integrifolia, 3688 nucleotides long. Its product is annotated as ribonuclease II, chloroplastic/mitochondrial. The coding region runs from base 291 to 2666 and encodes 791 amino acids. Lineage: Eukaryota; Viridiplantae; Streptophyta; Magnoliopsida; Proteales; Proteaceae. Gene Ontology annotation, molecular function: 3'-5'-RNA exonuclease activity; RNA binding. The transcript is spliced from 15 exons. Gene Ontology annotation, biological process: mRNA catabolic process. Gene Ontology annotation, cellular component: P-body; exosome (RNase complex). The record is from RefSeq and is a predicted model, not a curated record.
AAGAAAAAUUAGAGAAAGCGAAAACCCUUCCAUGUAUCUCCUUCCUCCUCUUGGAAACCAUAUCCUGCAAGUCUACACUCUCAAGCACAAAAACGAGACGCUCUUCGAUUGUUAGCAACGAGAAGGCGUUGUUUCUCUCAUUUCUCCUCUCUUGUUACUUUGUUUCUUUCUCUUCUGUCUGAAAUCUGAAGUCUAGUGUUCUCCGUCGAUUUCCCCUUAUCAAUUCUACCAUUACUGGUUCACUGUGCAUCUUAAUGAGACCUGCAAUUCUGCGCCCUUAAGCCUCCUCAAUGGCGAUGGCAAUGAGAGCGGCAAACAGCUAUUCUAUCUUUAUAUCUGCUAAUUCCUCUCUCUCUGCAUUUCGAUGUAGUUUAUCUUAUAUUCGGCCUUCGCAUGUGAGCAGAACCCAGAAAUUAGGGCUUCAAACAAUGCGGUCGAAUAAGCUCAUAGUUCGUGGCAACACUCUACGUUGUUCCGUUCAUAGCCUCGUCGAAAGCGUCAUUGAAGAGCUCGAAGAGAUACGCGCAAGGAAGCGAGUUCGUGCCAGCAGCAAAAUGGGAUUUAUGAGCAGCAAGGAUCUUGUUGAAGAUAAACUUGAGAAGCAGAUGCUGCAGAAAGGGCUGCUGCUGGAAUUCCGGAAAGAUUCUGAAAGGGUAUUGCUGGCAGUUGCUCAGAAACCGGAUGGAAAGAAGAACUGGAUGGUGUCUGAUCAGCAGAAUGGCGUCACAUCCUCCAUUAAGCCCCAACAAAUUACAUAUAUUAUUCCGGGUGUUGAAAAUUUUGAUCACGCAGAGAUUUCAAAUUUUAUUCAGAAGGCUCAUGAUCAUUUGGACCCAACAUUACUUGAAUAUGCUUGGAUGGAGCUUCUGGAAAAGAACAAGUCAGUGACACCAGAAGAGCUUGCUGAGAUUAUAUUUGGUAGCAUGGAUCCGUUGGAAAGUUACUGUGGCCAUUUGUUGCUAUCAAGAGAUGAAAUUUAUUUCACUACAGUGGAGUCUAAAGGUUCCCAUUCUGUUUAUGAGCCACGUCCAACUGUUCAGGUAGAAGAACUACUGUGUCGGAAGCAAGCAAAGGAGGCAGCAGAAAAGGAGCUCCAGGAGUUUGUACAGACAUUGAUGUCUGCUAAGGCAAUGCCUUCACAUUCUAAACCUCCCAAGGGGUCAUGGAUGGUGGAAGAGAAUACCCGUCAAAGGAUUAAAUCUCUUGAGGCUUAUGCUAUUGAUGCUUGCAAAACAGAUGACCAGAAGAAAAUGGCUGGAGUGAUACUUAAGGCGAUGGGACUGCCGAAGAUGUCAUCUUCUGCUUUAAAUCUCCUCAUUGAUAUUGGGUAUUUCCCUGUACAUGUCAACCUUGAUCUUCUGAAAUUCAACAUCCGUACUGAAUAUUCAGAUGAGAUUAUGUCAGCCGAGGAAAGCCUUUUAUCAGGGUCACCUGAUCUGGACAUGAUGGUACGGAAAGAUUUUACACACUUGAAGGUCUAUGCUAUUGAUGUUGAUGAAGCUGAUGAGCUUGAUGAUGCCCUAAGUGCAACAAGGCUUCCAGAUGGCCGGAUCAAAGUUUGGAUACACGUUGCUGAUCCAACUAGCUUGGUUCAACCCAGGAGCAUAAUUGACAGAGAGGCAAUGAGAAGAGGCACGUCUGUUUUCUUGCCAACUGCCACUUUCCCUAUGUUCCCGGAGAAACUUGCAAUGAAGGGAAUGAGCUUAAAACAGGGAAAACUUUGCAAUGCUGUCACAGUAUCUGUUACACUGCAUCCUGAUGGCAGCAUUGCAGAAUACACGAUAGAUAACUCAAUCAUCAGACCAACUUAUAUGUUGACAUAUGAGAGUGCGUCUGAGUUGCUUCGCUUGAACCUGGAAGAGGAGGCUGAACUGAGAAUUCUAUCCGAAGCUGCUGCCCUCAGGUUACAAUGGCGACGGCAACAGGGUGCAAUUGACACAGUCACAAUAGAAGCACGUGUCAAGGUCGCCAAUCCAGAUGAUCCAGAGCCAUCCAUCAAUCUCUAUGUUGAAAAUCAAGCAGAUCCUGCUAUGCGACUUGUCUCAGAGAUGAUGAUACUUUGUGGAGAAGUUAUAGCCACCUUUGGUUCUUCCAACAACAUACCUUUACCUUACAGGGGCCAGCCUCAGUCGAACAUUGAUUCAUCUGCAUUUGCUCAUCUCCCAGAAGGACCUGUUAGAAGCUAUGCGUAUGUAAAAAUUAUGCGUGCAGCAGAAAUGGAUUUCAGGAGUCCUAUACGCCAUGGUAUCUUGGGGAUUCCUGGAUAUGUGCAGUUUACAUCUCCAAUCCGCAGAUACAUGGAUCUUCUUGCUCACUAUCAGGUGAAAGCCUUUCUUAAAGGAGAUGCUCCUCCUUUUUCAGCUGGUCAGUUGGAAGGGUUGGCAUCACUGAUAAACAUGCAUGUUAGAGUGGCGAAGAGACUCUACAACAGCAGCCUUCGGUAUUGGUUAUUAGAGUUCCUGAGAAGGCAACCCAAAGAAAAGAAGUUCCGUGCCUUGAUCCUUAGAUUUAUCAAAGAUCGAAUGGCAGCCUUACUGUUGAUGGAGGUUGGAAUCCAAGCUUCUGUUUGGGUAUCCAUGGGUAUACAGAUUGGAGAUGAAAUAGAAGUUAAGGUGGAUGAAGCUCAUCCACGUGAUGAUGUUCUGUCACUGAAGGAAGUUAUUUGAGGCAUUUAAAAGGACCCUUCAAUGCCAAAAGUCAGCCUUGCAACGACAUUGGCCCUUUAUGCUGCUAAGGCCCUUUUAAUGAGGUAUACCUUGCUGUACUUGGAAAUUGUUCGGCAAAGGUCUCGAUCUUCUCUCUUUACAUGGUAUGGAAUUAACAGGUAUUAAAUGUUUGGUGCUGUGCAAGGUUGUCCAUCUUGUAGAUGAUCUGCAGUGGAGUAGACAUCAUUGAUGAGAGAGAAUCUUCGUAAUUGUUGGCCUGGUUAUAAGAUCACCCUUACUGCCACAUUACACACUAACAUACUUGCCCCAUUGGAAGAACUCACUCCUGCUAUCAGCAUUCAGGUCCCCAAGGAUCUCAGCUUGUAAAUUGAUGAUUUACUGGUUGAAUUUCUGGCAGUUUUGUUUACUCUAUUUGGCAUGCUUCAUGCAUGGAUAAUGUGGUGUUUCGAACAGGUGUUUUGACUAUUUUCUUAAGUCUGAUACCAGGAAUACUUGUAUAUAUAGAACAAUUGCUUCUACCAAGUAAAUGUGUGACACCUUUUUUUCCCCAAAGUUGGCAUUUGACUGAUCUUGGAGUUGUAAUUAGUUGCCAAACAGGAGUGUUCUGAUAAGCUCAAGCUCAUCCCAGGAUGAAUGGGAUCCAGAUGCCGGCAGUGGGAUCCUGAUCACCGUAAGAUAUGUGAAGGGGGAUGAAUGGAUGAUACAGCACUAUAGCUACGCAAGGAUUCUCUUGGACUCGUUGGGCUCUGAGAUGUGGAUCGCUGCAUGAGGUAACUAUCUGCCUGCUACCUUUAUCAGAGUCGAAAUGACAUGUCCUCUUUGGAUGAUCUUUUCUUUUCCGAAGUUUCACGGGUAUAAGGAUUUGGGAGACAUUGUAAAACAUAUCAAUCAAGCAAUCUACUUUUGUCCUUAUCCUUUUGUCAAGAACUAUAUGUAGUCUUGUAUUGUAUGGUUGGGGGCGUGAAGAAGCAUUAUACUCUAUGUAGGUUAAUAACAUUCAUGAAGCCAUCCACUUCUCAAAA